Messenger RNA from Paramecium sonneborni, 485 nucleotides. Lineage: Eukaryota; Ciliophora; Oligohymenophorea; Peniculida; Parameciidae. The record is from the annotation of a GenBank genome assembly.
AUGCAUUAAGGAUAAUACAUUAAAAAUAGUCCUCUUGGAUAAUUAGAAGAUUUUAGAAAAGAAGUCAAAACAAAAAUUAAUAAAAAAAAUGAUCCAUCUAAACAAUUAUCUUUUUAAACAAAUAAUUCAUCAACCCUUUCACAAUUACUUAGAUAAAGAAUCAUCCCUAAAUAAAAUAAUGAACUCAAUAAAUCCCAAGAAUCAUCUAGGCAACAAUUGUCUAGCAGAUUAUCAUUUUAAAGAUCUAGUCUAGAUCUAGGAAAACCAACUUAAAAGUAAAUUUAUAAUAAUCAUUUAGCAUUCUAUAUCCAAAAAUAUAAUUAUAAGAUAUUAUACCUUUAAAUAAAAUUCUUGAAUUAUAACGAGCUAUGAAUAAUUAUGAUCAUCCUACAAACAAUAAGUAUUAAUUGUUUUCAAUUUUUUUUAGUUAUUUUAUUGAACUUAAAAAAUUAGCUAAAAUUGUAUUAAGAGAAACUUAAGGAUGA